AUGAAACAUAAGCAAACUCUUCGUCAGGUGCUGGUAGUUAGCGGGCUAGCACUAUGCGCUGUUUCAGACGGAUUCAUAUUUGGUCAGAUGUCCGGCAUGAUCGACGCUUUGCGCGACGAGAGCAGCACUAUAAAGUUAACAGAUGAUGACAUAUCUACUAUAGCUGCAAUAGUAAAUAUAACCUGCUUUUUUGGUUUUGCUGUACUGGUAGGGUUGACAGAAGUUCUUGGAAGAAGAAAAACCCUCACGAUCAUAUCCAUCCCAGUUCUAAUUUGCUGGUUGAUGGUAUAUUUUGCUCAGGAUAAGUCAAUGCUAUUGGCAAGUAGAGCUAUUGUGGGCUUAGCAUUUGGAGGUAUUCUUGUAAUGACGUAUAUAAAUGUUGGCGAAUACGUGUCUCCUAAUAUGAGAUCAUUUUGUUUGAAUAUCACGUAUGGCAUUGGAACAUCUUUAGGAACAAUGCUUGGACAUGUACUUUGUCUUUUUAUGCACUGGAGAAACGUUGCACUUAUAGGUUUAAUACCGUCAGCUUUGUCAGCAUUUAUGCCCCUAUUUUGGGUAGAAAGCCCCUCAUGGUUAGCUACACAUAAGAGAUUCGAUGAGUGUGAAGAGGCAUUUAAGGCUCUUCACAUUUCUACUGAAGCAUCCGAAAGAGAAUUAAGAACGCUUAUAAAUUGUCAAAAAAACCAGAAUAUUAUCCCUAAAGGAUCUAAUCCCUUUAUACAACUGGUGAAAAAAUUUAUAGAGAUGUAUUGUGAAAGUGAGUCAGUACUUAUUAAAGCUUCAAUUGAAAAAAGUGUAAAACUUAAUUGUAAUGAGAAAAUAUCU
This is a messenger RNA of Brenthis ino (lesser marbled fritillary), 825 nucleotides long. The record is from the annotation of a GenBank genome assembly. NCBI's taxonomy places the organism in Eukaryota, Metazoa, Arthropoda, Insecta, Lepidoptera, Nymphalidae.